UACAUAGUUUCAGAUUUGAGCAGGAAUACACAAGAACUCAAGAACAUGAACCUAGAUCACAAGAACUCAAGAACACAAAGUUCCUGGGCAUUCAACAUCUUUCCCAGAAAAUUUCACCAAACACUGAAAAAAUUCACAUCUAAAAAGCCGAUGCCUAAGAUCUUCAUCACAACAUUUUCUUUCCACCCAAAACCAGAAAUUUUCUUAUGAAACAAUCACACACAAACCCAGCCAAUUCGGCUCACAAUAACAACAAACCCAACCAACCUCAUAAAUUUUCCUUAAACAAUCAUCAACAUUUUCCCUAGAAAAUCAAGAUUUUCUUUCAAACCAAACACUAAAAUAACUCACAUUUAAUAAACCAAUGCUUAAAAUACAUACAAAAUCCCUAUCCUCCACCGAAACCUCCAACAAAUCAAACCCAUAAACCCAGAAAAAUCAUCAAAUCCACAUGAAAAAAGACAAACCCAACAACAAGUGAACAGAUCAGAAACCCACCGAUCGAGCCACAUCGCCACCGAUCCUGCAAUCCGAAACCCACAUGAACAGAUUAAAGCACCAAUCAAAGAGGAGAUGGUGAAGCUUUCCGAGCAAGCCUAGUGGUACAAGACGAUGGUGGAGUUCAUGGAGAAGGUCUCGGCGGUGGUGGAGAGCGAGGAGCUCACCGUCGAGGAGCGAAACCUUCUCUCCAUGGCGUACAAGAACAAGAUCGGCGCGAGGCGAGCAUCGUGGUGCAUCAUCUCCUCGAUCGAGCAGAAGGAGAGCCGCGGCAACGAGGACCAUGUGUCCAUGAUCCGGGACUACAGAUCCAAGAUCAAGUCGGAGCUCUCCAACAUCUGCGACGGAAUCCUCAAGCUCCUUGACACCAAACUCAUCCCCUCCGCCACCACCGGCGACUCGAAGGUCUUCUACCUCAAGAUGAAGGGAUUUUGUUGCUUCUCAGUUUAGUUGAUUUCCCUGCUGGUGAGCCCGUACAUGUUAUAGCCCCCAUAGGUGCCACCUUCCUUAGGCAAAGGGCUGCUCACUUGAGAGUUGGCUCUUCACGUCCUAAAGGUGAGUCUUCUAGUGCUAUACUCUCUCCUCCCUCUUCUACAGGUGCUGUUACGGCUGAGGCAUCUGGUGCUGCUGCUGAUGCUGAUGUUGAUGUUCCUCAAUCGACUACUUCAGAUGAUUCAAACAUUCGACGUACGUUGAAUCAUGUCUUAACCAUUCAGGGGGAGAGUUGUUUUUUGUUUGUUGGAGCUUGUGGAGAUUAGAUUGUAUCUAGGUGCUUCACUUUGUAUUUACCUUUUUAGC
Molecule: messenger RNA, 1296 nt
Organism: Quercus lobata
Lineage: Eukaryota; Viridiplantae; Streptophyta; Magnoliopsida; Fagales; Fagaceae
Product: 14-3-3-like protein
Exons: 2
Coding region: 613-948 (111 amino acids)
Source: RefSeq, a predicted model, not a curated record